AUGAAGACGUUCAAAUUCCCAGCUCGACACGGCUAUGCAGUGGAGAUAUCACCGUUUAUUCCAACACGAUUGGCGUGUGCGACAUCCCAGUAUUAUGGAAUUGCAGGUGAUUAAGCUGUGUAAGCUAUUCAAUAAAUUAGUCUCGUCACGAAGAAAUCGAGUAGCGGGGCUCGGGAAAAUGUCACAUUGUGAUUGACAGGUGCUAGACUGCCAGUGUGUAUUUAUUGUGGAUUACUGUCGGAGAUUACAAUAUGACAGCCAUUGUUUUUAGCUAGGUUCCAUAGUGUUAUCAUGAAACCAAGACAAAUUGUUGCAAAUGAAUGCAAUGCUUACUUGCAUUUAUUCUAAUUAAGUGUGUGUGUACAAGGAUCUGGGACACUGCUUGUGCUGGAGCAGACCGAGACAGGGAUCUCUCUUGUGAAAAGGUAAUCAACUUUCCAACGUUGCAUUUCUCAUACUGACAGUUUGACAACAAUACAUCACACAAUCAACAGUCACUGAAACAACUCCGCUGGUGCAUCCUCUCACCGUAUUGCUACCUCUGUUUCAUGUAGUUUUGACUGGAAUGAUGGUCUAUUUGACGUGACGUGGAGUGAGAGUAAUGAGCAUAUGCUGGUAACGGGAGGAGGAGACGGGUCUCUGCAGGUCUGGGACACAGCCAACCCCCAGCCCGGGCCACUGCAGGUGCUCAAAGAGCACACACAGGAGGUGGGCUUGUUACCUUGCAUGAGUUUAUCAUCGUAUUACCAAUGUAACUAUUAUAAGCAUACAAUUUUAGGAUCCCAUCUUACAAUGCGUUAUUGUAAUACUGUUGUAAGUACAGUAUAAUUACUAAAUGACAAUGUUAUCACUGUAGCCUACUGGUCCAUGCAUUAUCAAUGUGUGAAUUUUUUUUUGUUCCUUUGCUGCUAGUGUAGUUUGAGUUGAUGGACUUCCUGUUCUCCCAGGUCUAUUCUGUGGACUGGAGUCAGACCCGGGAGGAGAACCUGGUGGUGUCAGGUUCGUGGGACCGCACAGCCAAAGUGGUGCGUUUCAACAUGGUGGUGGUAGUAGUGGCUUCACACACACGCACUCAUAGUCAAACUGGAUUGGAUGAAAAAUAGCAUGGCUUAAUUUUUUUAUGAGUGGAGUUGUUGUUCCAACAGUGGGAUCUCAGCCAUGGCGGCCAGUCGCUCUGCACCCUCCAGGGUCAUGAAGGGGUCAUCUACAGCACACUGUGGUCUCCUCACAUCCCAGGGUGCUUUGCUUCAGCAUCA
This is a messenger RNA of Coregonus sp. 'balchen', 1256 nucleotides long. The record is from the annotation of a GenBank genome assembly. NCBI's taxonomy places the organism in Eukaryota, Metazoa, Chordata, Actinopteri, Salmoniformes, Salmonidae.